Molecule: messenger RNA, 969 nt
Organism: Penicillium taxi
Lineage: Eukaryota; Fungi; Ascomycota; Eurotiomycetes; Eurotiales; Aspergillaceae
Exons: 1
Coding region: 1-969 (322 amino acids)
Source: RefSeq, a predicted model, not a curated record
AUGGCCCCCGUCAUAUGUGGCGACGUUCACAUGGAGAUGGCUGAGUAUGAUAAAGCUAUCAUCGAAAUCACUGAGAAAUGCUCCAUUUUGACAUCUGAGCCAUCUUCUCCCGUGGACAUGGAUACCAGGGGGAAGACAACACAGAUAGUCCAACCUCGGACAUCUCGCCCGACUUCUUCAAAUAACUCCAUGCAUCAUCACUCGCGGUCAAAUUCUCGCAGCACCGCACCGUCAAGACCAACAAGUCCCCAUAGCUCUUUCCGUUCAUCGAGAAAGCCCGCCAAUAUCGUACCAGUAUCUCUCCCUCGCCCCUCUCCGCAUGAGAGAAGAGAGUCGUUAUUAGCACUGCAUCGCGAAUCAUGCCGUCUGUUCAAUGAACCAGAGUCGUCGACUUGGCCCACAGAUGAUCUAAGUCUGACCAGAUCAGCACAUCGAACUGCAUCUACAUACAAGUCGCGGCGAGAUGGCCGCACCUCGUCAGAGACGGGAGCUUCAACUCCGCCAUCCCCCAUCUCACCACUACCUUUUCAUCGGCACUCUCUCAGUGCCACGCACGCAUCAAACAUGCAUCAAAUCAGGGAUCGAUCAAACACCGACCCAGGCAGUCAGGGCCACGUCCACAGCCCCUCGACUUCGUCAUCCAUUCACGUUCCGGCGACAGUGAUGGAAUGGACAUCCCCCUCAACCCGACGUCAGGAAUACGAAAAGAUCGACCGUGCUAGUCGCGGCGUCCGUGGUCUCUGGCGCCGUGUCGCACCUCGCUGGUGCCACCGGGAUUCGCGCAUCCCUUUCUUUGAAGAAGGAAAGACGAGUACGAGUCGAGAGGGCAGUGUUCGUCGAUUCAGAAUGGAUCUCCCUGAUUCUGUCCCGGAAGACAGAUCACAACACUUUCGCCCCUCCCGCCUCUCUCACCAUGAUUCAUGCUCUCGACGCCUCUGGAAAGGCCGUCGAUCCAAAACUUGCCUUUGA